AUGACCUCUGUUAUUCCUGGUAUCUUGGAAGCAAAUGAACCUGAUGAAAAUAAACAAGAAAGAAAGAAAGAUACCACCGACCAAAAUGGGAUCCCUUCUACAAUUAAUGCUAAUGAUAACGAUAAACCAGUUGUGAAUAACAAGGAUAACGAACAUGGGACAUCUGAGGAAGAAUUAAAAAAUUUGUCCUUUCAAGGGAUCCCCAACUCUGUAUUGAAUAAAACUAACACAGCUAAUAGAAGAAAUAGAUUGUUUCAUAAGAGAUCACAAUCUCCAUUGAAUAAUAGUCCGACAUCACCAAGGUCAAGUACCUCCAGAAAUUAUGCUGAUUAUUUCCCAUCAAAAUUGAAUAAACAACAACAUCAUCAAAAGAAUAAAAGUUUGGAUGAAUUAGCCUAUAUGAAGUUAAAUCAUGAUGAUAAUAAUAAUAAUAAUAAGGAACAACAAAAGGAUAGAAGAAAAUCAUUUAUUUCUUCUUCAGAUCAAAGUAAAUUUAAUGGUUGGAAGAAAGAAUUUAAUACAGCAUUCAAGAAAAUCUCUGUUGUGUCAAAACUGAAAAAUAAACGUGGCAGUAACCUAAGAAAUAAUGGAUCACAACCACAAGUUUUAUCGACUGAUGAAUUGGUUCCACAGGAUACACAUACCCAGAAGAUGGCAUCUGAUUUAAUUGCUUCAAUGCUAGCCGCUUGCCCUGCAGCUGUAUUUGCUAGUACCCAAUUUCUUAGAGAUGAACACGGUAACAGAAGAGCACCAAUUUUACUCACAAUGCUAGAUGUCAGAGUUAAACCUAUUGAGAAUAUAUCUGAAUACUUAAAUCGUGCUCAAAAUUCAAAAGGUUUUGGUGACCGCUAUAAUCCAAAUAGAAACAAGAAUUCAACUAAUAACCAGACAAUUAAUAAUGUUAAUAUAUCAUUAUCUAGAAGAUCAAGUUUAUUAAGUUUUUCUUCCUUAUUUUUACAAGAUAAUGACAAUCCAAUGGGCAUUCAUAACAGUAAUGGUGAUAAUAAUAACAAUACCAAUGCUGCAAUUAAUAAUCAUUCUCUUACCCAAAAUUUAACAAAUAACACCCAAAUGAACAAUACUACCACCACCGCCAACAACAACAAUAAUUCUGAACUAUUCACUGGAAUAUCUCAUCAUGAUUUAAAAUCACAAGUGUUCGAAUUAAGUUUCGAAUAUGGUAUAGGUGACAAUAGAUAUAGAUGGUCGAUUACAAAAACCUACAAUAACAUGCAACAACUUCAUCAUAAUUUGAAAAUUGUAGCUUUUCAACAAAAUACAGUGAAAAAGUUGUACAUUGAUAACAACAGAUUUCAUAAAUUUAGAUUACCUUACUUUCCUACUCUAAAGGAGAAAUCUCAAAGAGAGGAAAAGAUGAGAGGACUUCACAUCCUGUCAAGAACUAAUAGCUUAUCGAGUAGUUCCAGUGGCAAUUUGUCUAUUGAUUCGAAUCAAACUCUUCCUUCAGCAAAUUUCGACCUAAGUCAGAUUAAAAUGAAGCAUUUGCAAGAUUUAAUAGACGAAGAAGAUGAUAUAGACCAACCAAUGGACGUUAGAUUAGAAAGGUAUUUUAGGUUAUUAAAUUUAGCGUUAUGUCUAAGACCACAGGCUAAUCGAUUGUUCCAAUUUUACGAAUUUUCUCCAAUGGGAAAUCUUCUAAGUUAUGAAAAAGGGUAUCAAGGUAAAGAAGGCUUUUUAUUGAUUAGAUCCACAGCAAAGACGCAAGGUUGGAGGGUUUCUCAUUUUAAUGCACAUGAUUUUAAAGAUAUGAUUGAGAGACAUACGCCGAAGUGGUUCCUAGUACGUGAUUCAUAUAUAACAUACACAUCUGAUAUAUGCAGCACAACCCCACUAGACGUCUUUCUGGUGGAUAGUAAAUUCAAGAUCAAAUGUUCAGGAAAAAUGAAACGAAAACAAAUGUCUCAAGUAAAUAAGAAAAAACCAAGAAAAUCCAAUGAUGAAAUUAUUUCUCCUGAUGAAUUAGACUGGGACUUGGAGAAUUCAAAGAGUAUCUCCACUAAUUUAUUGAUCACUUUACAGAAUUCAGAGAGAAAAUUACAGAUUAUUUGUAAAUCAGAAGCAUCAUUGAAAUUAUGGGUUUCGUCAUUUACACUAAUGGCGAAAAGUACAGUUUGGUCUAGAAAAAAUAGGUUUAAUAGUUUUGCACCUGUUAGACAAAAUGCGUUUUGUAAGUUGCUAGUUGACGGAAGGGAUUACUUUUGGUCUCUGAGUGAGGCAUUAGAAAAAGCUCAAGAUGUUAUAUACAUCCAUGAUUGGUGGCUAUCACCCGAGUUAUACUUGAGAAGACCAGUAGACGCACAUCAAGAAUACCGUAUCGACAGAAUGCUGCGUAAGAGUGCUGAGAAAGGUGUUAAAAUUUUUAUUAUUGUCUACAGAAAUGUCGGCGCCACUGUUGGUACUGAUAGUUUAUGGACUAAACAUUCAAUGUUAGGGCUGCAUCCUAACAUCCAUCUAAUCAGGUCCCCAAAUCAAUGGCUGCAGAAUACGUACUUUUGGGCUCACCAUGAGAAACUAUGCGUCAUUGAUAAUACUGUUGCCUUCAUGGGUGGUACCGAUUUAUGUUUUGGCCGGUAUGAUACCCCAGAACACGUUCUACGUGAUGAUUACAAGGAUAUUAAAGAUCAAACUUUCCCCGGGAAAGAUUAUUCCAAUGCCAGAGUUUGUGAUUUUUAUGAACUUGACAAACCAUUUGAAUCGAUGUACGACAGGGAAGAAGUACCAAGAAUGCCUUGGCAUGAUGUUCAGAUGAUGACCGUAGGAGAGCCCGCCAGAGACAUGGCAAGACACUUUAUCCAACGUUGGAAUUAUUUACUAAGAGAAAAAAGACCAAGUAGACCUACCCCAUUAUUAUUACCACCUUCUGAUUUUACUAAAUAUGAAUUAGAGAACUCUCCAUUUUUCCAAUCAUUGAAGACAAGAUCUACAUGUGAGGUGCAAGUAUUAAGAAGUGCCGGAUAUUGGUCUCUUGGAUUGAAAGAAACAGAAAAAUCGAUCCAAAAUGCUUACCUAAAAUUGAUUGAAACUAGUAACCAUUAUAUAUACAUUGAAAAUCAAUUCUUCGUAACAACUUCAGAAUGGGAUGGUGUUGUUAUCGAAAACAAGAUUGGUGAUGCAAUUGUUGAUCGAAUUGUGAGAGCGAAUAGUGAAGGUACUGAUUGGAAGGCAUUUAUUAUAAUCCCGUUAAUGCCAGGUUUUGAUUCUCCAAUUGACCAACCAGAGGCUUCAAGUCUUAGAGUUAUCAUGCAAUGCCAAUAUCAAAGUAUAUCGCGUGGUGAAACAUCGAUAUUUUCUAGAUUGAAGAAAUUGAACAUUGAUCCGAUGCAAUAUAUUAGAUUCUUCUCAUUAAGAAAAUGGUCUACGAUAGGACCCUUUGAAAAAUUGGUAACAGAACAAUUAUAUGUACAUGCAAAAAUUCUGAUCGUCGAUGAUAGAAGCUGUAUUAUUGGUAGUGCGAAUAUCAAUGAGAGAUCUCAAUUAGGGAAUAGAGAUAGUGAGGUUGCUAUCGUAAUAAGAGAUACUGAUCUAGUGAAGACGAAAAUGAAUGGUAAGGAUUAUUAUGCAGGGAGAUAUGCACUAGAAAUGAGACAAAGAUUAAUGAGAGAGCAUUUAGGUUGUGAUACUGAUUUAGUAGAGAUUGUUGAAAGAAAAUUUGGUAGACUAGAAAAACUUGCUAAAGAAAAGUAUGAAACUUUAAACACUUUAAACGUUGACCCUAAAGAAAAGUUCAAAAAGAAGAAGUUACACCUGUCGGCUAUGAUUGAACUAGCCUACAGAGAAAUAUUGAAUUGUGAUUAUAGUCCAAAAUGGAAAAAAAAAUUUAAUCCUGAUGAGACAAAAACUGAUCCAACCCAAAAACCAACUUCCAGUAACAUGCAGUCAUCGAAUACAAACAAUAACAUUGGUGAUUCAAGUAGUAUUUUAGAGUUCAUUGAAAUUAGUGCGAAUAGACGUAAUUUACCAUCUCUGCGUAAAUUAACCAAAAAAGAAACUACGCCUGUCCAUAGUUUCAAUUAUAGAAGUGGUACUGACAAUGCAGGUAUCCGGGACAACAAACCUAUCAGUUAUGAUCCAAGAUUAAUCAAAAAUAAUGCCCAUCAAAGAGAUGUAGAUGGUAAAGGUGCCGAUAAUUGGAAAAAAGUUACAGAAUCAUACAAAGAAUCAGUAAGUGAACAAUUAAAAGAAUGGGCUCUCAAAGCGAUGUCCCUAAAAUUAGAUAACGAGGAAGAAAUCGUUUCUAAAAAUCAAUUUUUACCUUCAAGAGAAGAUCUCCAAGAUUAUAUUGAAUGCAAAGAUAUUACAGAUGACAAGAAAUGGGAUAUGUUAAAAAGGGUUUGCUAUUUACAAUAUCUGAGCCAUAAAAUAAGUACACACGAAUAUGAGAAACCCAAGUUUAACCAAAAAGCCAAGACCCCUUCCAAGUUUAACAGUACAAAUACUGAAGAGAUCCAUACCGGUCAUUCAAACUUAUUAGAAGAACAAGAACUUGAUGAUGAAACGUUAGAUAUCUUACUCGGACAGUUAGUACCUACCUUAAGUCGACCUGGUAUUAACAAAGAGAACAUGUUAAGAUUUUCGAAAUUAAAAUUUGUUGACCCUUAUUCUUUCGACGAUCCACUGAUUGGAUCAUUUUCAGAAGAAACUUUAUUUUUAAUUGCCAUGAGAAAUACUUUAUUGUAUCGGUUAGUAUUCCAUUGCCAACCAGAUAAUGCUGUUCAAACGUGGAGGGACUUUAAAGAUUUCAAAAGGAUGUCUGAAGAUUUUGUAGAAAGUCAAAAUGAAUUAGUUGAUCUUGAAAGGAAACAUCUACCUAAGCAAGUAAGAAAUUCCGACGAUACUACACCAUCAACUAAGAAUGGCAUAAAUGCCCAAGGAAAGGUGAACGGUGAUAGUGUUGAUGAUUCAAGUGGCACAAAAGUUACGUCUAAUGAAUUUGACAAAUUGGAUAAUGACAAAAGUAGGGCGUUAAGUCUUCAAAUGAAAUUAGGUGGAAGCAUUUUAUAUGGAUUCAAUAAGAGAAUAUUUGAUAAGUAUACUGCUAGAAGAAUCCUAGAUAGAAUCCAUGGUCAUUUAGUAUUAUUCCCAACCGAAUGGCUUGCAAGAGAAGUUGAAUCAAAAAAUUGGUUUUACAGUGCCGAUAGAUUACCACCAAUUGAUAUUUACGAUUAG
Messenger RNA from Maudiozyma barnettii, 5187 nucleotides. It is a transcript of the gene SPO14, whose product is annotated as phospholipase D. The coding region runs from base 1 to 5187 and encodes 1728 amino acids. The transcript has a single exon. Gene Ontology annotation, biological process: cell motility. NCBI's taxonomy places the organism in Eukaryota, Fungi, Ascomycota, Saccharomycetes, Saccharomycetales, Saccharomycetaceae. Gene Ontology annotation, molecular function: catalytic activity. The record is from RefSeq and is a predicted model, not a curated record.